ACUGAACUCCAACCCCCGCGCUCUCUAUCAGCAUCUCAUUCCUGUCUCAAUAUGUCUCAAGAUGGCGGCCAAUGCAGGAUCGAUGUUUCAAUAUUGGAAGCGCUUUGACUUACAACAACUACAGAAAGAACUAGACGCCACCGCCACACAGCUUGCCAACAGACAGGACGAGAGUGAACAGUCCAGGAAGAAACUAAUCGACCUGAGCCGCGAGUUCAAGAAGAACACACCAGAGGAUUUACGGAAACAGGUUGCCCCUUUGCUCAAGAGCUUCCAAGGAGAGAUUGAUGCUUUGAGUAAGAGAAGUAAAGAAGCAGAGGCCGCCUUCUUGAACGUCUACAAGAAAAUAAUCGAUGUCCCAGAUCCUGUACCUGUGCUCGAGCUGGCUCAGCAGCUGCAGCUGAAGCUCCAGAGGAUGCACGACAUUGAGACAGAGAACACCAAACUUCGAGAGACACUGGAGGACUACAACAAAGAGUUUGCAGAGGUCAAGAACCAAGAGGUGACCAUUAAGGCCUUGAAGGAGAAGAUCCGUGAGUACGAACAGUCUCUGAAGAAUCAAGCUGAGAACCUGGCGCAAGAAAAGCAGCUCCAGCUACACAACGACUAUGCAGAGAAGGAGAGGAAACUCCAGGAGAGCCAAGACUCCAUGUCCUCAAGGUUGGAAGAGGCCGAACAUAAGGCCCAGUCCCUUCAGACAGCACUUGAAACAACUCAGGCCGAGCUCUUUGAUUUGAAGACAAAGUAUGACGAGGAGUCCACAGCGAAGGCCGAUGAGAUUGAGAUGGUGAUGACAGACCUGGAAAGAGCCAAUCAGCGAGCAGAAGCAGCUCAGAGAGAGGCGGAGUCGCUCAGAGAGCAGCUGUCCUUGAGUAACCAAUCCCAGCAGCUCGGCAGCCCGACCAAGGCUGACCCCGACACGGAACAGGCUGUGGAGGUGGCAUCCCACUCAAGUCUGGAGGCGGAGCUCAGGGCCAAAGAAAGGGAGACCGCACAGCUGGUGGAGGACGUCCAGAGACUGCAGGCCAGCCUGACCAAACUCCGAGAGACCACCAGCUCCCAGAUCACACAGCUGGAGCAGCAGCUCAGCAGCAAGACUGCCGUUCUCAAGGAACUGGAGGAAAAACUGCAGAAGCAAGCGGACUAUGAGGAGGUGAAGAAGGAGUUGAGUAUCCUCAAGUCUAUGGAGUUUGGAACUUCUGACUCUGUGCAGGAUUCAUCCAAACCUCUGGAGGUGCUGCUGCUGGAGAGGAACCGUAGUCUGCAAUCUGAGAGCGCCGCUCAGCGUAUCUCCAACACUGAGCUCAGCGGGACAGCCGGUCAAAAAGGGACAGAAGAGUCCACACCGAAGGAGGAGACCAUGCCCAGCGACCCCUCUUCUUCACCCCCUCCUCCCCCUCCCUCUCUUCCUUCCUCCUCCCAGCUCCCCCUGUCUCGCACUUAUACGGAUCCCCUCAACACUGCCACCACCACCACCAGCAGCAGCGAAACGCACCCUUUCACUCCUACGGGCAUUGGACAGGACUUCUACUCCCCUGUGUUCCCUCUGGUGGGUGGUAAGAUGGCUUUGAACUCCUUGAUCCAGCGGCAGCUGCUCCAGACCUUCUACUCCAAAGCCUUGCAGGAGUCGUCUGGAAUCCCCAGUGGGGCCCUACUGUUCACCCCGUUCACUCCAACCCUCAGCUCCAUCCCUACCUCCACCCCUGGCUCUGGGUCUGCUGCUAUCCCUCUGGCAGCCAGCAGCCCACAGCCGCCUCCAGCCAGCCCAGACAUGGCUCCCGUUAAUGGGAGUAGCACUGCUGGCAGCGCCCCGUCCCCAUCACCCAGCCACUCUGAUGCUACCACAGGAAGCGUUUUGGAUGGGGAAGACAUGGACACAGCAGAGAUUGCCCGACAGGUGAAAGAGCAACUGAUCAAGCACAACAUUGGUCAGCGUGUGUUCGGCCACUAUGUGCUGGGACUGUCCCAGGGUUCGGUCAGCGAAAUCCUGGCCAGACCAAAGCCGUGGAACAAGCUAACCAUCCGAGGGAAGGAGCCUUUCCACAAGAUGAGGCAGUUCCUCGCCGAUGAGCAGAACAUCCUAGCGCUGCGCAGCAUCCAGGGACGGCAAAGAGGUAACAUUACCGCCCGCGUCCGCACCCCAGAGGCAGGUUCAGAUGAGGCUAUCAAAUCCAUUCUGGAGCAGGCCAAAAGAGAGCUGCAGGUGCAGAAAGCUGACUUGUCCCACGCUCAACCCUCAUAUACAGGAUUGAAAGGAGGGGGUGGAGGCGGAUGUGGGGGUGGAGGGGGCAGCGGAUCAGACGAGGCUAUCCGCUCCAUCCUAGAGCAAGCUAGGAGAGAGAUGGAGGCCCAACAAGCUGCACUGGAGCCCAUCCUCAAAGCUUCGUCUUCCUCGUCCUCCCUAGCAUCACUAUCUCACAGGGAUGUCCUGAGCUCUCCGCUCACCGCUCCCCUCCCCCCUUACAACCCCCUGGCACUCUCCCUCAAGAAGCCUCCAAGCUCCCUCUUGUCCUCCCCCUCCUCCCCGUCUCCAAUCCUGGACUUCAGCUCCAGUGUGAAGAGAGAGGGCAGGGCUUCUUCAGGGAUGGACUUGUCGAUUGACGGGGCUCUCAGGCUGGGUCGGAGCUCUGAGGGGCUGGGCCGCUCUGGAAGUGCUGGAGGAGUGGGCUACUGGAGAGAGCAGUGGUGGAGCAACAUGCAGACAGACCCCCGCAGGACUAUAUCCAACCAGAUAGGAGAGGAGAACCACAACCUGGAGGACUCCAAAGAGGGAAUAUUGAGUGACAGUCUGUCUCGACACAAACCGUGGAACAAGCUGAACCAGAGGAGCAGGGAGCCAUACCUCCGCAUGCAGCCAUGGCUCAAUGGAGACCAGGGGCAAAACUCACACAUCCAGCAAGCUCAGAACCAAGCAGAGGGUACUCCCAAGACAUCAGCAAGCUGCAGCCCUGCUCCAGAGUCGCCCCUCAGUUCAGCUGAGGAGUCUGUCAACGGUCUAACAGGCGAUCCGCUCGCUUCACAGUCCUCCGGUCUCAAAACUCAUUCUGAGGAUCCCUCAGGUGGGGAGUCUCAGCCCGGCACCCCGCUGCCUCUGCCUGGUCACUCGGGUCUCAGCAUCCAGGAGAUGGUUGCAAUGUCUCCUGAGCUUGAUACUUACGCCAUCACUAAGAAGGUUAAGGAGGUGCUGACUGAUAAUAACCUUGGUCAGCGUUUGUUUGGGGAGACUAUCCUGGGUCUGACUCAGGGUUCUGUCUCAGACCUGCUGGCCAGGCCCAAACCCUGGCACAAGCUCAGUCUGAAGGGCAGGGAGCCCUUCGUCCGCAUGCAGCUCUGGCUCCAAGACCCACACAGUGUGGAGAAACUCAUGGACAUGAAACGCUUGGAGAAGAAAGCUUACAUGAAGAGGCGGCUGAGCUCCUUGAGUGAUAACCAUUCUGUGGACGCGGCUUUAAUCGGGCAAGAUUAUGUCCAGGGCUCCCAGAGCCCAGGACAGCAGCAUCUGAAGAAGCCCAGGGUGGUGUUGGGCCCUGAGGAGAAGGAGGCCCUGAAAAGGGCGUACCAGCAGAAGCCCUAUCCCUCCCCCAAAACCAUUGAGGAGCUAGCCUCCCAGCUUAACCUGAAGACCAGUACUGUCAUCAACUGGUUCCAUAAUUAUAGGUCACGUAUCCGGCGAGAGCUCUUCAUAGAGGAGAUCCAGGCAGCUGGAGGGAUGGGGCCUGGCAGUGAGGGGGGCUCCCCUUCUCUCCGCGGGUCCAAAUCAGGAGAGGGGGACAGCUGUGAUGGGACAGAAUCUGAGGGCACAGUGGAGACACGCCAGGGACUGGGCAUCGGCCUGGAGGAUCACAGAGGAGCAUGCAAAGACCACGACAUGGAGGCUGAGUCUGAGGCAGGGGGCUCUAAUAACUCCCCUGCUCAGAUAGACUGCACCACCUCAGGCCUAGCCGGGCCAGGCUCCAGCUGUGGACAGGGAGGACUGGGGCUCUUCAGCCUCACAGAGGCAUCCUCCAGUAGCUCUGCCUCUAGUACUAACAUCCCAUCCUCUGGCCCAGCCAGAAACCCCAGGGACAACAAUCUGCGCAAGAAGAAAGCAGCCAAUCUCAAUAACAUCAUCCACAGGCUGGAGAAGGCUGCCAGCAAAGAGGAUCCCUCAGAGUGGGAGUUCUAGCUCCCCCUGACCAUCCUUCAUCCCUCUUGUCUCAUAACCUCACGACCUCUAACCUUGGACCCCUCCUGCUCUGUUCCAGUUGGAGAGUGGACACAGCCAAAGUCAAGCUCAGCAGCCAUUUUUAUUACAUAGAAGCUUUCCGGAAAGAGGAAAGAAACAAAGAGUGGUUGGCAAAACCCUUAAAAGAAGAUUUACUGAAUACCUAGAAGAACAAAAUAAGAGAACUUAAGUGUCUCUCCUUUUUUUUUAACUGAGUUUUGUUUUUGUACUGAGAAAAGCACUUAGCCGUCCUGCUGGCCUCCGGCCCUGCUGUACCUCCCCCUAUCACCAGCCACUGGUGCACCAGACUGGUUAGUCCUGAGCUGGGGUCUGACCCACAGCUGGGGUUGAAACCUGGACUCAGUAACACAGGCAAGGCCUGACACAGCAGCUGUCACAGUGAUAGACACUGAUAGAUGAUAGAUAGAGACAGGAACUCUCUUACAAGAACUCUCACUUUCUUAAAGGAGAUUUUUUCCGCUCUUCUUCUCACCUCCCAAGUGUCCACAAACCUCCCCUCACUCAGUGAGACGCCUCAUUUUUCACACUGUAGAGUGACUGUUACAAACCCUUUGCCUUUUUCACUCACUGCGUGUGUGUGUGUAUGCGUGUUUGUAUGUUAGGGGUUGUGUCAGUGUGCACCUGUUUGUGUGUGUGUGUGUGUGUGUGUGCACGUGUGAACGUGUGUGUGUGUAUACACACAAAGUGGUGUGUGUGUGUGUGUGUGUGUGUGUAUGUGUGUGUUCUCUUCUCAAUGGCAGCAUGUUUUCUUUUUAUCUCACUCCUACACUCUUAAGAGGGUAGUGGAAGGCCUGCCGGCUGAGCUGCCAUGGUUACUGAUGUAAGAAAGAUAAACUUUGACCUGUUGUGUCCCAUAUCCUAUCCUGCUGACAGCCAUGUGAUGGCCAGAAGGAUCUCUUAAUUCCUCACAAACACACGCACUCAUCUGAAGAGGAAGGAAGGAAGGAACCCUCUUUUUGCCUCCUUAAACCCUUCUUUUAAGGAUGAAGGAUGAUCUCUUUUUUUGAUAUUGCAAUUUGGUUGCCAAUAAGAGAUUGCACAGUCUAUUGACUCUAAAGAGUACAAAAUAGGGAAUUUUAGGAAGCAUUUUUAAUUAGUACAAAAUAAGAAACGAAAAUAAGAGAAUAAUGAGUUACUGUUUUAAAAAAAACGAAUUAGAAUGGAAUAAUGUUGCAUUGUUGAAAUACGAUACAAUGAAUUCACGUAGUACUGUAGCUGUCUGACAUGGUGAUACUAUACGUGUCUCUUGUUGUUUUUAGGUUGUGCACGUCACAGCUUUACCCAGCACUGGACCUGCUGGGUGUUUGUGUGUCUGCACCACCAACUAAUUUUCUCUGUUCACAAACACACAUCUUUUUAUAGGCCAAAAUCAGGAAGAGUGUGUGUGUGUGUGUGUUUGUUUGUCUGUCUGUGUGUGUGUGUUUGUGUGUCUCGUGUGCAUUUGUACUUGCCUGCAUGUAAGUCAGGGUCGAGGUCAAUUCACUCCGAAUUAAAUUAAAGAUUAAAUUGAAAUGUAAUUCUUGACUUAAAAAAAAAAAGGGCGAAUGAAUUGCAAUGUACAGUGUUUGAUUAAUCUGUACUUCCUGUUGAUCGCCAUGAAAGUGAAUUCACCCCAACCCUGGUGUGAGUAGUUACCACUCUCCUCCAGUCUAUCCUGUAUCCAGGGAUAUAAGUCUUUUGCAUUGAAUUCUACUGUAUACACUACAAAAUUAUAAGGCAUAUCACUUCCUCCCUGUCCCACACAAGCCCUCAGUGCCUGUCAGCCCACUGCCUCCCCUUUGUGUGUGUGUGCGUGUGUGUGUGUGUGUGUGUGCGUGUGUGUGUGUGUGUGUGUGUGUGUGUGUGUGUGUGUUUGCGUGGUUGCAUGUACACGUAUGCCAGUCAAUACAUGCGUGUGCACAAGCGUGUGCGUUUGAGGAGUGUUCAGUGUUUCCAAUGAGUGGGGUCAUAUUUCGUAUCUACUUGCACACACUACUAGUGCACAACUGACACCCUUCUUUUUAAGCUGUUUGAUGCGUUACCAUUACAUUAAUCUUCUCACAAAGUAGUGUAAUACUAUGAUUUACUGUAGCUUGGUUUUAUUGCUAUUUUGCAUUUAUAGUUUGGUUUUUAUUCUGCUUAUUUAUAGGUGCUGUAUUUUUCAUUUAAUGUCUUAUCAUUUGAGUUGUCUAUUUUUUAAGGGAUUAUACUGUUCCUGAGGGCAAGUAACAUUUUUAUUAGACGUAUAGACUGCCGGCAGUAUUGGUUAAUAUUUACAAAGAUGUACUAGUUCUCAUUUGUUUGUAUAUUCAUGAAUCCUAAAGUUUAGUGUCAUUUCAAUAGCUUUGAAAAAUGUGUUUGCUUCAGUUCAUGCUCCCGUAAGCAUAAAGCUUUUACCACAACAGUUAUGCUCUUAAAUUGCUAGCUAGAGAAUCAAAGGACAUAUCAAGAUCGGUGAAUAUAUGAUAGCAUAUCUCUUUUCCUGUUUUCUAUCUCCAAUAAUGUUUUUUUUUGUUUGUUUUGUUUUUUUUGUUCGGCUGUUUCUUGGGCAAGCCCAACACUAACGCUCGGCAGGGCAUGCAGCUUCUUUUAGAUAGAUUUCGCCCACUCGUUAAUCACAUCAACAUAAUUAUCAGGUCCAAAUGUAUACACUUUGUCAAAUAGGUCAAAUGAAAUUACCUAAACUUGAGAAUACAUGUUAACUUGACAGAGGUCAUAUCUGCCAAAUUGAGAUUAGAGAAGUGUACCAGCUAGCAGGUGUGCUAUGCCAGAUUGAACAGAUAGCCAGCCUAUGAUUAUGCAGAAUUUCUAUAGCAGUCCAUAGCAAAGCACUUAUUAGGAUCUUUUUUGAAGACUUAACCUAGGACAGGGUCUGCAAACACUACAACACGAGUACGAUCCCAGGAUCCUGGGAAAUGUAUGCCUUUUUUAAAAAAGUGGUUGUGAACCAAGCACAGACUCUCAUCCGCAUGCUAACACUAAAAUUCAAGUAUAAAAUAGCUCAAUCCAUGUUUUCUAUAUGAUGAACUGUAUUCUUAUACAGUAAGCCCCGUAUUUCAAACUGCAGAUAACUCUGUGACAGAACGGGCCAUUGUCCUGUACAGUUGUAGAUAUUAUCAGUAACCACCUGUUUUGGUCCCAAUCCAGUCCAUCCUUAAACCUCCCCUUUCCCUUGAAUGUACAUCCAGACAUAUUGGCGGCCUGUCAAAAGAUACUGAUAACCUCAUUGCACUGCAUUAAGAUUCAUUAGUUAAAAUUGGAUUUUCUAAUGUAUCUAGCAAUUGUAAAAUUCCUCAAACAUUGGCUCUUCCUGUGGAUGACAGAUGUAAAACAUCUGUCUCUCUGCAGAAUACUGCCUUCUUUUGGACUGCUUGGACUGGACAACCACAGUAUGUUUUAUGGUGAUGAAUAGCUACUGUAAAGUAUAAGCACUUAACCCAUUAGCCAUUUUAUAGCCAGAUCCAUCAACUCACCUGAACCAUGUGAGAUCAUCAGAUUUGUGCCUUUAACUGCCAAGCAGGGCACCAAACUAGUGAUGUCAUUAGAUGUUGACGAUUUCACCUAAUUUCUUCAUAAUAUUUCCCACAUCCUGAUCCAGAAUUUAUUUCUCAUACACCUCAUGUUGGUACUUAAAAGUUGACUUUUCUCAGCUCUCUUGAGAGGGUUGUACACUGUUUAAUUGCUGGAGUGCAGUGAAACGGUUAAAAAGAGAAAAAAAAGAAAAAAAAAGAGAAA
Molecule: messenger RNA, 7939 nt
Organism: Scomber japonicus (chub mackerel)
Lineage: Eukaryota; Metazoa; Chordata; Actinopteri; Scombriformes; Scombridae
Gene: cux1b
Product: cut-like homeobox 1b
Exons: 22
Coding region: 62-4165 (1367 amino acids)
Biological process (GO): intra-Golgi vesicle-mediated transport; regulation of DNA-templated transcription
Cellular component (GO): Golgi membrane
Molecular function (GO): DNA-binding transcription factor activity, RNA polymerase II-specific; DNA binding
Source: RefSeq, a predicted model, not a curated record